This is a messenger RNA of Acanthaster planci (crown-of-thorns starfish), 6176 nucleotides long. RefSeq lists its product as uncharacterized. Gene Ontology annotation, biological process: Notch signaling pathway. Gene Ontology annotation, molecular function: calcium ion binding; Notch binding. The record is from RefSeq and is a predicted model, not a curated record. NCBI's taxonomy places the organism in Eukaryota, Metazoa, Echinodermata, Asteroidea, Valvatida, Acanthasteridae.
ACAGGCAAGAAAACUUGCCUUUUAUAUACCGUCUAGUCUUCCCAGUGCACGCACCUGUAUUGUAUUGCGGGAGUACCAAGCCAACUUGGCUCACGAUUUGUUAUUUUAGGGGCCAGUUAGAAUGCAUGCAGAACGUUAAUGACGUGCAUGUACAUGUACCUCGUACCGAAGGACUUUGUCUAAGGCUGGAAAGGGAUCCGGUAUGUUCACCUCCAGUGAGGGGCGAGUCCUCUCUCGGCCUGGCUAACCAAGAUUCAAGCUUGCGGUCUACUCGUUAUGUGGGAAAUUAACAGCUGGUUCUGCGGAUGUGAAAACUGAAGAGAGGCCCAUUAUAGAGAGCGGUAAACUUCACGUGAUAAGCAAGAACAGACGACUCCCCGACAUUUCUGAAGACAUGUCUAGUGCAUGUUCCAAAUUGAGAUGCUACGGAGCUGCCACGGGGGCUGGGUACCGGCACCGGCCUUCCAAUGUGUCUUUUCUACAGCUGGUAUUGAUACUGACGACAUUACUUCGGACUUUGGUUCAACCUGAGCUUGUCAAUGCUGAUACGACGCAUCACAUCACCACAAAUGGAGAUGAAGCGGGCUCAGAACAAGUCACUGUGGCUGAUCCCAGAGCCACAGAAAUAAGCACAGGUACAGCACAACUACAUGAACAUGUAUAUGCCGACACUCCAAGCGGGCAACUGUCUGAGAGCUUGACGGAUCAAGAGGCUGACUCUGCCGGCAUUGACGGUGCUUCUGAGUACCAUGAUCAAACAAGGAAUUCCGCAGCUAGGCUCGACACACAUGUUGAUUUGCUUCAAGUUGGGUCUACUGAACAAGAUACCGACCCAUGCUUGCAACAGCCUUGUGGACACGGGACCUGCGAGAGGCUUCAGUCAGGCUUCCGUUGUUUCUGCUCCUCAUACUGGACCGGACCUUUAUGCCUGGAACCACUCCCCUCCUACUGCGAGCGUACACCGUGUCGAAAUCUCGCAACAUGCCUUGAGACACUAAACGGCUACCAGUGCUUGUGCCCCGCCGGUUUCACCGGAACACGCUGCGAGACAAAUAUCGUAAACUGCGAUUCCGCACCGUGCGAAAACGGCGCCAUCUGCAUCGAUGGCUCAGAAAAGGAGAGCUACACUUGUAUCUGUACCCGGGGAUACCGUGGUACCCGCUGCCAGAUCAAUGUGGACGAUUGCUUUCAGGGACUGUGUAAGAACAACGGAACGUGUGUUGACCUGGUGGCCGACUAUGCAUGCAUUUGCCCCAGAGGAUUCUAUGGCAAGUCGUGUGAGUUUGAUGUCGAUGAAUGCAGCAGCAAUCCAUGUCAGAACGAAGCAGACUGUGUCGAACUCAGCGGGGACUACAAAUGCGUAUGCGGCCCAGAAUUUACGGGGGGGAAUUGCGAGUUACGUCUAAUCGACGCUUGUGCACCAAACCCGUGCGAGAACGGAGCAACAUGUGUAAGCCACGAGCAGGGGAGGUUCCGCUGCCAGUGCACAGCAGGGUAUGAAGGGGAUAGAUGCCAUGUUGAAAUCAACGAAUGCCAAACGACCAAGAAAAAACGGAAGUUUGGAUGGACCGGAUUAUGUAACAAUGGAGGGACGUGUGAGGAUCUGGUCGAUGGGUACAAAUGUCACUGCCCACCCGGUUUCAGAGGCAAACACUGCAAUACCAAAGUCAAUGAGUGUGAGAGUUCUCCAUGCCAAUACGGUAUUUGUGAGGAUCAACAAAACGGCUACAGAUGUGCGUGCCUUUCUGGGUUCCACGGGGUGCACUGUGAAUUCAGUGUCGAUGAAUGCAAAAGUUACCCCUGUGAAAAUAAUGCAACAUGCAUUGAUCUUGUCGAUGGCUUCUAUUGUGCAUGCCCACAGGACUAUCAUGGCAUAUAUUGUGAGAUUCUGACCAAUCGCUGCUUGUCUGACCCUUGCAAGAACCAAGCUGUGUGCCACAGCACGGGGCUGGAUUUCACGUGCGAUUGCCAGCGAGGUUACACUGGAAAGAUGUGUGAACUUGAAGUGGAUGAAUGCGUGUCAGACCCCUGUCUGAACGGCGCAACUUGCGUUGACACGAUCGGGGGAUACUCGUGCUUCUGCCUUCUUGGCUUUGAAGGAAUUCACUGCGAAUUACUAGUAGAUGAUUGCGAGACAAACCCGUGCCUUAAUCAAGGAACCUGCCUGGACGGUAUCGGAACGUUCUACUGUGCAUGCGAAGCAGGUUACUAUGGUGUGAUCUGUGAGCAUGAUGUCAACGAAUGCUGGUCAGAACCCUGUCAGAAUUUCGGUGGAUGCUUAGAUCUAAUCGACGACUAUACUUGUAACUGUGCACCGGGUUACACGGGCAAGCAGUGUCAGAUUGAAAUCCAGGAAUGCGUGUCGGCACCGUGCUUGCACGGUGGUACAUGCUUGGAUCUAGUGGCUGCGUACCGGUGCGAUUGUCCUAGAGGUUACACAGGUAAACACUGCGAGGUUAAUGUGGACGAGUGCACAGGGCGGCCGUGCUUCAACGGGGCGACCUGCGUGGAUGGGCUCAGUGAGUUCCGCUGCUACUGCCUGGAAGGAUACGAAGGAGACCUUUGCGAAAACAAUGUAGAUGAAUGCGCGUCCAGCCCCUGCACGAACGGGGGUGUCUGCUACGACCAGGUGGCUGGGUUUCAUUGCCGGUGCCCGGAUGGUUUUGUUGGUCACCGAUGUGAGAGCGAGAUGGAUGAGUGCGCCGGUGAUCCUUGCAUGCACGAUUCGGUGUGUCUAGACAUGGUGCAUGAUUUCGUCUGCUUGUGUGUGGCUGGUUUUACCGGUACCUACUGUGAGGAGAAUAUUGACGACUGUGAGGAUGGAACGUGUGUGCAUGGGACCUGCAUAGACAGAGUCAAUGGAUAUCUGUGCUCCUGCCAAGACGGAUUCACCGGUCAGAACUGCGAUAUCCAGAUUAACGAGUGUGCUAGCUCGCCCUGCAAACAAAAUGGCUCCUGUGUCGACCAGGCAAACAGCUUUGUGUGCAAAUGUGCACCGGGUACUGAAGGGAGACUUUGUGAACUCACUACGGACAACUGCCUGUCUGCUCCCUGUUUGCACAACGGAACAUGCCAGACCGAGACCACAUCAUUUAGCUGCGACUGUGCUAGGGGCUACGAAGGGGUGAGAUGCGAGAAAAACACUGAUGAAUGCUCAAGCUCACCGUGUCAAAAUAACGGGCGGUGUGUUGACAGAAUUGGCUGGUAUCAGUGCGUCUGCGCACCUGGUUACCUAGGGGUCAACUGCGAGGUCGAUAAUGACGACUGUGCGCCGAAUCCAUGCGCCCAUCCAAACGCCACGUGCGUCGAUAUGCCAAAUAGGUUUGAAUGCCUUUGCCCGCCCGGUUUCGAAGGGAAAAGAUGCGCUGUGGAGAAGGAUGAAUGCACCUCAGCGCCAUGUGCUGGAAACGCUACGUGUUUAGACGGAGACGGGGAUUUCACUUGUUUCUGUCCUCCAGGUAUCACGGGAUCUCUUUGUGAAUUUGAAGUGUACGAAUGCAGUAGCAACCCAUGUCAAAAUGGCGCUACCUGUGUUGACAAGAUGGACGCAUAUACAUGUCGAUGUGUUCGAGGAUAUACAGGCACGCACUGUGAGAUUGAGAUAGUAGAAUGCAACAGCAGCCCAUGCUUGAACAAUGGAUCGUGUGUGGAUCUCGUCAACGCCUUCAAGUGCGAGUGUGCUGGAGGAUUUUCUGGAGUUCACUGUCAGAUAGAUAUGAAUGAGUGUGACUCCUUCCCCUGUAUGCAUGGAGGGGAGUGCGUAGACGAAGUGGAUGGGUUUACUUGUGAAUGCUCACCAGGGUAUGACGGAGUACUUUGUGAAGAAAACAUAAAUGAGUGUGAGAGCUCACCCUGUGUUGAUGAGGGUAACUUCCAAGAGAGUGUCUGUAUUGAUAUGGUGGACGGGUUUAGAUGUAUCUGUCCACCAACUAGGACAGGGGGUCGCUGUGAAACUUUGAUCGACGUCUGUUCGAGUAAUCCGUGUAAGAAUGAAGCAACGUGUCUCUUCGCAGCUGGGGGGUUUGAGUGUCUUUGCCCAAGCGGGGUAGUAGGAUUCCUUUGCGAUGUGGUAGUACAUGCUUGUAGCAGCAGUCCUUGUCUAAAUGGCGGUAGUUGUGUAGACUACCAAGGCGUUGGAUUUUUAUGUCAGUGUAAGCUGGGGUAUAACGGGUAUCGAUGCGAGAAUCAGACAGACGACUGUGCAAGCAACCCUUGCCAAAACAGUGCAACUUGUCUGGACUUAGAGAAUGGUUACCGCUGCGAAUGCGUCAAAGGGUAUGCUGGUUUGUACUGCGAGACAGAACUGGACGAGUGCGGGUCAGAACCGUGCAUGCAUGGCGGACGAUGCCUCAAUCUUGUGGGGGGAUUUGUCUGUGAGUGCCCUCCCGGAUUCGAUGGUGUGCUGUGUCAAGAAAACUUGGACGAGUGUGCCAGCUCACCAUGUGUGGGUCAAGCGGAUGAAAAUCCAGGAAACCGGAGCGUGUGCGUAGAUAUCGUUGAUGGGUACCGGUGUGUCUGCCCGACUAGUCGGACAGGGGACCGUUGUGAGCUGUGGGCGGACUCAUGUCGGAGUGAUCCAUGCAAGAAUCAAGGGACAUGCCUUUCAGUAGAUGGAAAUUAUGUGUGUACAUGCCCAGCUGGAUUCAACGGUGAGACAUGCUCCAACGACAUAGAUGACUGUGCCAGUGGACCCUGUGCGUAUGGACAGUGUAUUGACGAUGUGGACUCCUAUCGCUGCAAAUGCUUGCAUGGUUUCGAAGGAAAGCACUGCGAGAAGAACAUCAACGAGUGUCAGCCCGACCCGUGCUUUAACGAGGCAGUCUGCGUGGACAUGAUUAGUGGAUAUGCCUGCCUUUGUAAGCCUGGGUUUGCAGGCAAAAAUUGCAAAGACAUUAAGUAUCCAUGCAUGGACGAUCCUUGUCUGAACGGAGGGACAUGUGUGGACGCCACAGGAAUGGGGGACGAGUACUGGUGCAUGUGUCUUAGCGGCUGGGCCGGACGAUACUGUGAGGUGAAGGUAGGCCCCUGCCUAUCGCAACCUUGUCACAACUGCGGCCACUGCGUGCCAGCAAACGGUGAGGAGUUUGUUUGCCAAUGUGAGGAGGGCUUUACAGGGGAUCUCUGUGAGACCUUGGUCGACUUCUGUGCUGAAAAUCCUUGCUCAGAUGCUGGCACGUGUUUACGGGAAUCUGGGGGAUUCAAGUGCAUUUGCAUACCCGGGUACAUUGGCAAACACUGCGAGCUUCACCAGCAGCCACUGAGAUGAAGGAGCAACCUUCAAUGAAGAGCUUCUUAUCAUCAAGCCUUAUACAGUGCACAGAGCAUUUUGGCGCCAGUUUCACCCAGACACUUUUAAAUACAGUAAAGAACUUUUGAACAGUGAUAAAAAAAACCAAAAGAACUGCACAGUUCUCGCUAAAAGUUGCUUCAAGUGGCGUAUAUAUAAGUGAGACCCAGGCUGUAAGGAAUCACUUGUAUUGGACGUGAUUAUGAAGGUGUGAUUCUCAGUGGAUUUCACAUUGCUAUUAAGGUGAACAUGUAGCACUUUUGUUCAAAUUCUUAGCUGUGGGCACUGGGAGGGGCAAGGUCUUAAUUAGCAGAUGUCCCCCCGUAUUCCCGGUUACACAAUUGUCCGGUCUGCACAGAAGUUUAAAUAUACAAACGGGAUUUCUCUCCUAGAAGCAUACGAUUUUUAACCUUACAUAGCUAAUGUGGACUUGUUGAAAAAAAAGAUGUCUACAUGAUGCAGGAAAGGAAGACGUUCUAUGGACUUAAACAUGUCCACAGGACGUUUCCCCUUCUCUGAAAAGAAGUUUAGGGACAUUUUGGGGUUGGGAUCAUCAGUCGUAAAAGGAAUAGAAAGUCAAGGAAACCUUUGACAAAAAGCAACUGUUUUUACGGAGUUUUUAAAAUCUGCGCGAAAACAAGGGACUGUCCACGCUAGGCAUGUAUCGUAAAUAGGUGAGGGUGUGUUUUUGUGUGCAUGUUUGCCGCCUACAGACUUAAGGUAGACUUGAAGUCGAUCGAUACCACGACUCCAGUUUUUUCAUUUCAUUUUUUUUCCGCUGGCAUAAAACGAGUAAUCCAUAUUGUUACAAUCCGAGAAAUUCCAAACUAUUUAUUUAUUCUGAAGCUUUUGUUUAAUGCAAGAAAGAAAUAAAACAAGAUCACUCUGA